Messenger RNA from Geodia barretti, 243 nucleotides. Lineage: Eukaryota; Metazoa; Porifera; Demospongiae; Tetractinellida; Geodiidae. The record is from the annotation of a GenBank genome assembly.
AUGGCGCGUGAUCCGAAGUAUGACUGCUUGUUCGAGCCGAUUCAGAUCGGCCCGAAGACCAUGAAAAAUCGCUUCUAUCAGGUUCCCCACUGCAACGGCGCAGGUUCCGAACGGCCGGGCGCCCAGGCUGCCUUCCGCGGCAUGAAGGCCGAGGGCGGCUGGGGCGGCAUCUGCACCGAGUACGCCUCGAUCCAUCCGGAAUCCGACGACGUGCAUCGCGUCUCGGCCCGCAUCUGGGACUGA